AUGGCGUUUCACCUCCCUGCGGGGUUAUUGGAGGAUCCUCAGUCAACAGGGGGUGGUACGAGCCACGCCAGUGGUGACAGAGGAAGCUCAACCCCGGGGAAAUGCGUUGGGGAGGGGUGGGGGUGCUUCCUCCACCAGCAUUGCCACAGCCACUGGCAAAUGGUCAUCACAGGACACCUCGCUGGUCACAUGCCAGGAGCCACGCUAGGAGGGAUCAUCGUGCCUGCAUGCCACACCACAGCUGGUGGAGGAGCAUUCACUACCUUCAAGGACAGCGAGUGAGCAGGAACUGUGCCUCUUAAUACCCCCAGAAUGACCCUCAGCAGCUGCAGUAUCACAGCCUAUGAAAGCUUUCCACUUGUCCAGCUGUGUAUUUACAUCCCAGUUUUGCUCUUGGGCAUUUUGCUGAACGUGUUGGCACUGUGGGUGUUCUGCUGGAAACUGAGCAAAUGGACAGAAACCAGAGUAUACAUGGUCAACUUGGCUGUGGCUGACUGCUUGCUGCUUUUUACUUUGCCUUUUAAAACUUUAUCCCAGUUCCAUCAGCUGAAGGUAGGUAGGUGGUGCCUGGUUCUGGAAGGUGGCUAUUUCAUAAACCGCUUAAUGAGCAUUGGUAUCAUCACUGUCAUAGCAGCUGACAGGUACCUUGCAAUCAAGUACCCUUUGAAAGCCAAGGUGCUGAGGUCGCCGCUGAAGGCAGCUUUUGCUUCUGGAUUUCUUUGGAUAGUCAUCAUCUGUGUGAUGUCCCUAAUUAAAAAGUUAGAGGACCGAGAACAAGAUGAACUUUGCUUUGAAAAAUCUUCUGUUAAGCCCUCAGUCAUCACGCUGAGUGCUAUUAUUGUUGGAUUCUUCAUACCACUGAUCAUUGUGAGUUAUUGCUCCAUACAAGUCAUUGCAGAGCUCAGGAGAAAGAAGAAUGAAGACUGUCACAAGGAAAAGUUAAUCAGGAAGGCUGUCUACAUUGUGUCUGCAAACAUGGCUGUGUUCACGAUAUGCUUUUUACCUCUUUACCUCGGGCAUCUCCUUCGCUUUAUAAUGGACUCCAUCAGCUCCAACUGCUCUGCAAUACAGGGAGUUAACAAUUUUGUUCACCUUGCCUCAGUCCUCGCAAACACAAACUGCUGCCUGGAUGCUAUUUGUUACUACUUUGUCAACAAGGAAUUUAAGGAAGCAUCUCCUAAGCUAGCAAAGUCCAAAUUCAAAGAUAGCAAAGAAGCUGAAAUUCAGCUCCCAUGCAUAACACAUUAG
Molecule: messenger RNA, 1248 nt
Organism: Antrostomus carolinensis (chuck-will's-widow)
Lineage: Eukaryota; Metazoa; Chordata; Aves; Caprimulgiformes; Caprimulgidae
Product: G-protein coupled receptor 35
Biological process (GO): positive regulation of Rho protein signal transduction; phospholipase C-activating G protein-coupled receptor signaling pathway; chemokine-mediated signaling pathway
Cellular component (GO): plasma membrane
Molecular function (GO): chemokine receptor activity
Source: RefSeq, a predicted model, not a curated record